AUGGCUGACGCUCUCUUCUCGGAACAUUGUCUGCGUACACUGGAGAGCGCAAGAUCGUGGGUUUCCGCUAUAGACUGGCGCCAGCAAGAGUAUGAAAUCGGCAAAAUGCUGUCCAGUAUACACCAAAAGAUAACGAAGCUUCAACUGUGGCGCCGCCAGAAACGCAUCGGCUCCGCUUCUAACGGACGCGCGAAACGCAGGUGCAUUGAUGAACGCGUUUACAGCUGCAUGCGGCAGCAGCAGCAGCAUCAGCAGCAGCAGCAACACCAGCAGCAGCAUCAGCAGCAGCAGCAACACCAGCAGCAGCAUCAGCAGCAGCAACAACACCAGCAGCAGCAACAGCAGCAGCAGCAACACCAGCAGCAGCAACACCAGCAGCAGCAACACCAGCAGCAGCAACAGCAGCAGCAGCAACAGCAGCAGCAACAUCAACAGGCCUGCAGCUGUGCCUUGCUAUGCUUCGGGGGGCCCCGAGAGACAGAUCUGCUCGCCGCCAUCAGCAACGAGCGUUACCUCGGCGCGUCCCAGGAGCAGCAGGCAUCCGCAUUGCUGCUACCGCUGCUGCUGCUGCUACUGCUCCCCACGUUAAUGCUGCAGGGGCUGGAGGAGUUGGGCUCCGCGAUGGACGCAGAAAUGGCCGCAGUGCCGGUGAAUUGCAGAGAAGACGACGACGUGCAAACCACCUCUGAAGUCCUCGCGUUGUAA
Molecule: messenger RNA, 705 nt
Organism: Eimeria acervulina
Lineage: Eukaryota; Apicomplexa; Conoidasida; Eucoccidiorida; Eimeriidae
Exons: 4
Coding region: 1-705 (234 amino acids)
Source: RefSeq, a predicted model, not a curated record